AAACAGCACUCCUAUAUCGCAACCAGCUCGUGAUCUCAAUGAUUGUGGCCCUGUGAACGAGGCAACAGCCGUGUACGAUACUGAAAUAUGGAAUAAUCUUCUUCUGAAGGAGCAGCAAGUUCAGUCUCCAUGGGGGUACAUAGGUUUGUCUCAGAAGCAUCUCUUACCUGAUCACAGACGCAUCAUGGUCAACUGGCUAGUCGAGUUUGCAGAAGAGUUUGAGCUUCAAUGCGAGACCCUGUCCCUUGGGGUGAAUAUUUUGGACCGGGUCCUUGCCGACGGACCUCCAGUUCAAACUGGUGAUCUUCAAUUGCUAGGAACGGCGUGUAUGCUGGUUGCUGUGAAAUUCCAGGAGUCACAGCCACCUAACAUGGUUCAAUGUUGUUGUCAGGCAGCAGAAGGAAGCUUCAGUCAAGAACAGGUGCUGCAGAAAGAGUUCGAUGUUCUGAAGACGAUCAAGUUCGACUGUGCUAUGCCAACCGUCCACACCUUUUUGUGGUAA
Molecule: messenger RNA, 502 nt
Organism: Closterium sp. Naga37s-1
Lineage: Eukaryota; Viridiplantae; Streptophyta; Zygnematophyceae; Desmidiales; Closteriaceae
Source: the annotation of a GenBank genome assembly